Molecule: messenger RNA, 2168 nt
Organism: Hevea brasiliensis (rubber tree)
Lineage: Eukaryota; Viridiplantae; Streptophyta; Magnoliopsida; Malpighiales; Euphorbiaceae
Product: zinc finger CCCH domain-containing protein 30
Exons: 4
Coding region: 303-1949 (548 amino acids)
Molecular function (GO): metal ion binding
Source: RefSeq, a predicted model, not a curated record
UUUCACUCAAUAAAUAAAAGGUGAAGGCAGCCAGAAAAGGGACGUUUCUAGGGUUUUCUUUUCCUCUUCUUUAUAGAGACGCGUCUUCCGAUCGUCCUCUUCCUCCUCCUCUUCUAUCUUUUACAGUCCUCGAGCACGCAAGUAUAAGAAAUCAAUUUAAAUCUUUUUAGGGUGUUAAAUCCGUCUCGCGUUUUCAGUGAUAAAGUUUUUGAAAUAUUUUUCUUCAUUAGAUCUGAUUAAAUUUGUCAGUUACUGGAACCUAUUUGUGAAACUUUUUGAUUGAAGCAAUCAAUCUAUAAGAUAUGAAGCGACAGAGGAAAUCGAACAGGGUAACGUGGGCACCAGGUGUUAAUCUUUGUCAGGUAAAACUGUUUCUAACUGAGGAUUGUCCUUCUAAAAUUGGCACACAAUCUCAAGGUCAUCUUCAAAAGAAGUCAUCAUGGAUAUUGCAUCAUUCAAAUGGUGAUGAAUUCAGUGACGUUCCCCCUGGGUUUGAAUGCGGUCAUUCUUUGAAUCUUUUGAAAAAGGAAUCAUCUCUCAUCCCUAGGAUUGAAUGGAAGUGCCCUCCAAAACUUGUUAUGUGUCACAACUGGCAUGUCGCAGCUGGUGAAGAAAGCCGGGAGGCAGAGGCUCAAAAACUGAGGGAAAUGGAAGUGCUUGAAGCAGUUUUUCUGCGCCCUUCUGCAAUUCCUCAUAGUCCCUCAAUUUCAUUGGCCAUAGAAGGGGAACAUUAUGAUGAUAGCCACACUCCCAUCAUCCCUCUCACUCCUAUUGAAGAAGAGGCAGUGGCAGACUUACCAUCUGAUUUAUCUUCACCUUUGAACACUUCUGUAAACUCCCAGCCAUCAGCAUUGCCUCAGGAUUUGCUGCUGUCUGGAAUCCUAAAUCUUGCAGAAUAUAACAACCUUGCUCAAGAGCCACCAGCCAGUGAAAAACCAAUAGUUGGAAUAUCACCUGAUAUGGACGCUGAUGUAGUUACAGCUGCCUCUGCUGCAGCAACUGCUCUGAUGAAAAGCCUGGAGAAGGGAAGCUUGAUCGAUACUGAUUUGCUAGUUAAAAUCUUAAGUGACCCAAAAAUGAUUGAGAAACUGAUCAAUAACUGUCAAGCACCUAGCAUUGUGACCAGUGCAACCAUGAUUACAUCAAAGCCAGUAAAUAGAACAAUACUCCCAUCACGCCUUAAUCCUGCUAUGACUUCGGCUCUAACGCCUGCAGAAGGAAACUGGCAUAAUCUACGUGGUGGGUUGCAACCCACAUCGAAGCCUCCCCCAUCCUGCCUGAAAUCUACCAUACCUACAGCGCCAAUCCCUCCCAAUGGAUGUUUGCACUCUGCACUUGAUGAGAUGCUACCACCAGUCACUAGGAUGCCAGCACAACCGGACACUGAUCCAACAUCUAGAUCAAAGCAGGUUGCUCCAUCUAUCACUUUAUCCAGGCCAGAAUCCAUCAACGUGUCGGCAACUAGGCCGAGGGUAGCAAACUUGUAUUCUUCAACUAACCAGGUGCAGUCUACAGUGAGUACCGUGAAACCCAAUCCUGUACCCAAUGUGGUACUUCCUUCUUUAGGCAUGAUGGCUCUUCAGCCGAAUGGUGCUCCGCAAACUAAAGUAGUGGCCAUGAAAACCAAUCCUAUAAAGGAUUUCAACUACAUUAAGAACCUUAUUAGGGAACAUGGAUCGGAAAAGAAGGAAAUGCAUGAGCGAAAUAUGUUACAUACUGGCCUUCAUCAUGAGCACUUUCAAAACCUGGAAUUUGCACAAAAUAUGAAUCAGAGAGAAACGAUACCCAGGUUUCAGAAGCCGUGCAUAUUCUAUAGAAGCUCAAGGGGAUGCCGGAAUGGCUCUAAUUGCCCUUACCAGCAUGAUUUGUCAUUCCAGUUUCAAACUGGUGGCUCAAUGGAGGCCCCUGGUGCUAAGAGAAUGAAAUUGGGUGGGGAGAUUACAGGAUGAACGUAACCAAUUGUGGUUCACUUGGACUUGGCCUGAGGUGUAAAUAGUAGGGGGCUUUUGAACACCGUUUUGGUAUAGGUUUUGCACACGAACGGAGAAAGGGAGAGAAUUGAUAUUUCUGAAUUUUGAAAUUCUUUUAAAUUUUUAAACCCAACUCAAAGUAGUUUAAGGCAAAACUGUGGUUUAGAUUUGGAAUUUUGAAUUCCAAAUGCUUCCUUA